AUGUACCGCUCCACCACUCUGGGCAUUGCCCUAGAGCAGGUUCUGGACGAGUUUGUCAGAGAUGGCCACAUCCCACCACAGUUACAACAACGUGUUAUGGCAACCUUCGACAAGUGUAUAAACCACGCAUUGAGCAAUAGACUGAAGAAUAAGACGACUUUCAAGGUAUGUCGCCGAUUUUUGGUACCAUUUUUUUGAAUUUUAGGCCGAAAAACUACGAGCAUACCGCUUCUGUGAUAAUGUCUGGACUUUCUUGAUGAAUAGUGUGGAAUUCCGCGACUCCUUCCGCGCCAUUGAAGGCCCCGUUGAUCGGGUGAAGGUCGUAGCAUGUGAUGCCGCUGUCCAGAAGAGAGCAGCAUAAAUAAUUUGUAUUUAGAAUAUCAUUCCAUAUGUUAUAACGUGUAUAAAGUCGUUAAUAAUACAAUAAUUUGGAUGUUUUCGAUGAUUUUAUUGGUCGGCCACCGAGAAUAUCUGAUUCUUAUUGGAAUUUUUAUGGAUCUGUUAUUGAUAUUUGUUGACUUGUAUUAGUUUAGAUCUAUCGCGGACCAUGUUUUUUAUAACUUUAGUGUUGCAGACCCAUAUGAAGAGAAAAUGAGUAGUGUCCGUCGUCUCUGCACCAUUUUUCGCCCGCACCUCCACAAAUGCAAUCCCUUUCAUCGACAGAGGUAUAGACAAUAUAGCACCAAGGGGAACAGCGUUGUCACCCAACCAACGCCACCACCUUUCAACCACAAAAAAUGGGCCCUCGUCUUUUCAUUCGCCGCAGUUUCCACUCUAAAUGAGGAUGAGAAGAAGAAGAAACAAGAAGUCUCAUGUUGCAGUGGGCACAAGGAUGAUAGGAAAGAAAAUAUUGCCCCAACAACGAUAGAAAUCGACCCAAACGAAAUAAGAGAAAACGCUGACCCGGCUUUUACUUCAUUCGAACAUGAAGUCGAGGACUUUGGGCAAUUAAAGUGGGAAAAACUUUACAAUGACCAUCGAUGCACCGUCCAUAGGAGAUGGCUCCCCGAUCUAGACACCUAUGAAUACCGAUGUUGCGGGACUUACGACGACAUCAGCGCUCAAGACUUUGUAGACGCCCAAAUGGAUGAUAAUUACAGGAAAAAGUGGGAUCCUCAUGUCAUUGAACUUGAAGUAAGUCUGAAUUUGAUUUUUGUUCGAAGUUUAGGACCUGUCAACUUGUCUGAUAUUAAAGCGGAUUAAAUUUCCCGAAAGAAGUAUUAGAAUUACAUUGUUUUAGGUGAUCGAGUCAGUUGAUGAAACAAUCGAUAUUGUCCGCUGGCUCCAUCGAUUCCCAAGACCCCUAAAUCCGAGAGUAUACAUCUAUCGGCGUGAGAAACGAUGGAGCAAGAGUGGAAUCUACACAAUUGAGAGUAAGGUCCUCACAGAAGAAGAACAUCCCACAUCAGAAGCAGACAAAUACUCAGUGCGGGUUGAAACUUACUCCUCGACUCUCAGAGUCCGUCCUCACAAAGAAUAUGAAAACCAAGGGUAAGGAAGUGGUUUAUACUUCAAGUCUUACGCUUUUAGAUUUGACUAUGUCCUCAUUUAUUACGAUCAUCCAAAAGCUGUCAUUCCCGGCCCCGCCUACAACUGGAUGGUUAGCAAAGGCGGUCCCUACUUCCUGAACUACGUCCAUGACGCCGCCAAGAAACUUCGUGAAGAACGCAGCAGCGUUUAG
Molecule: messenger RNA, 1681 nt
Organism: Bursaphelenchus xylophilus (pine wood nematode)
Lineage: Eukaryota; Metazoa; Nematoda; Chromadorea; Rhabditida; Aphelenchoididae
Source: the annotation of a GenBank genome assembly